GUUGCUUUACUCGCAUUUUCUUUGAACUUUCAUUCAAUGUUUGUGUACAGCCUGAGCUGAUUGCAAAUAAAAUUGCAAUUCGCUUGUACUUUCCCUUUAGCACACACACACACACCCAUAUACACACAUACAUACAUAGCAAGCGUAGUUGAAAACCGUUGCAUCUAUAUAUAAAUGUGAUAACAGGCAUAAGCAACGAUAACGAUUAAUGUCUAAGCACGAUUAAAACGAUCAAAAUACGAACGACGACGUUGCAGAUUUUAAGAACUGCAGCGAUAUGCAAUAAACAAAACAUACAACAAAAACAUUUUGCAACAAACAACACAGAAAUACAAGCACAAUCCACAAAGUUAACAAUCAAAAGACACAAACAACAACAAAAACAUUUUCAAAAAUGAUUAAAUUGAAAUCAUUAUUCCGCAGAGGACAAGGAACCUCGAGUUCUGGCUCCUCCAACAAGCAGCAGCAGCAUUCCAACAACAAUCGCCAAAAGUCACAGUCCAGCACAUCCCUCAAUACAGCGCAUGAGCAACAGCAGCAACAGCAACAGCAACAACAACAGCAGCAGCAGCUAAACAACAUUGCAGCAACAACAGCGACAACAACCAAGUUUUAUGCCAAUCAGGACGCAACCUAUGAGCGUGGUGUGGAUGUGGGUGAUGAGUCGGCGCUGCUGCUAACAGCACAACAGCAACAGUUGCAGCGGCAACAACAGCAACAGCAGCAGCAGCAACAGCAACAACUUUUGAGCAAUACGCUGCCGCAAAAGAAAUCCAAAUUCAAAGGACAAAAGCAGCCAAAGCAAUUGCCACAACAGCAACAACAACAGCAGCAGCAACAGCAACAGCAACAUAUGACUACCAUUACAGCAGUGCCAAGCAGCAGCAACAGCAACAACGGCAGCAACAGCAAUAACAACAAUAACAACGCAUUGGCUGCAUUGCAAGAUGGAAGCGCUGCUGCCGCUGCUGUCGCUGCAGAUUUCUAUCAGCAAUUAGCAGCAGCCGCAGCAACAACAACAACAGCAGCAGCAGCAGCAACAACUGCAACAGGCAGCAACGCCAGCAACAGCAGCAGCAGCAACAAUUCCGCCGCUGCAGCAGCAGCAGCUGUUGCCGUUGCCGCUGUAGCUGCCAGCAGCUACCAACAGCAGCAGCAACAACAACUCAUCAACAACGAGCAACAACAACAGCAACUGUUAGAGGCUAAUCAUAAAAUGCAGGAGCUGCAUACACAACUGGAGCGACUUGGACGCGAGCAACUGCAGCUGGAGACAAGGAUUACGGAACUGCUGCCAUACCAAAGCGAGGUGACCAAACUCAAGGGUGAUCUGCUCAAAAUGCAGAGCCAACAGGAGAAAACACAAAUGGAAAUAGGCAAUCUGAAAUAUGAAAAUGAAUCUUUGCGCAAUCGUUUGCGCGACGUUGUCAACUCACCAUUGUCGGACGCGGAGAAGCAUCAGAUUAUACAAGACUCACAGCGUUUGCAUAGCUCAGCGCCAGCCUCCAUAGCGCUGCCCAGCACAAACGAAGGCGGGCAGGAUGGCACGCCUUGCCUUACGCCCGAUUGGGACAAACACUCGUCGUCCAGUGAAAUUUCAGUAGCUUGCCUGCAGGACAAGAUUAUACAAAUGGAGGAGACACACUACUCCACCAACGAGGAGCUGCAGGCAACGCUGCAAGAGCUGGCCGACUUGCAGACACAGCUGAGCGACACGCAGACCGAGAACGAGCGUCUGGCCGAGGAGAAGGACGUGCUCUUUCAAUCGCUUUGUCGCCAGACCGAAAAGCUUAAUGAGUCGCGCACACAGAUCAGCACAUUGCAGGAGCUGCUGCUGCGCGACAGCAAGCAGGCAGCCGAGGUGUGCACCUCGGAGCGCGAGAAGAAGCUGCUCGACUUGAUACAGAACUCGCAGGAGGAGCGCGAGGCGCUGCUGCUGAAGCAGGAGGAGCUGAACGCAGAGCUGGCGGAGCUGCGGCAAUCGCGCGAUGCAGUGCAGCUGGAACAGCAGCGACAGCGUGAGCGCAAUGCGCUGCUCGACUCGCAGCUGGAUGCAGCCAAUGCUGAGCGCAAGCAGACAGAGUCGCAGCUAUCGCUGGCCAAGGAGGAGAUCUCACAGCAUGCAAUAGAGAUUAGUCGACUGAGCACGCUGCUGGACAAUGCGCGCUCCAAGAUUGAAGAGCUGGAGGCGGAUUUGUCGCGCGGCGAUAAAACUGAUCUAAGCGAUGUGCUGGACGCAGCGCGUCGUGAGAAAGACGCGCUCGAGGAGCGUCAGGCUGAGCUGCAGGAUCAGCUGUCGCGCAGCCAGGCCGAAGGGCGACGCCUGCGCGAGCAGCACGCCGUGCUCAGCGAGGAGUGCAAGGUGGCCAAAAAUAAUGUCAAAUGCGCCGUCUCCAAUCUGGAAUAUCGCCUGGAGCAGCUGCAAUGCGAGCGCGACAAGCUCGCCGGCGAUUGCCAGACGCUCGAGGAGCGCGUCGCUGAGCUGCAGGUGCAGUGCAAAUGUCAUCAGGAGGACAAGGCGCAGCUGCAGCAGCUGCUGAGCGAAACGCAGCGACAUUUGAGCGACGCCAAGCUGCAGCUAAGCGAUGCCGAGACGCGCCUGGAGAAGGAAAUGCAGCUGCGCAAACGCGACGCAGACGAGUGGCAACAAUUUCAGGCGGAUCUGCUGAUGACAGUGCGUGUUGCCAACGAUUUCAAGACUGAGGCGCUUAGCGCACGCGAGCAGCUGGUGCUCGAUAAUAAAACGCAAAAGGAAAAGAUACGUUUGCUCGAGCAGCAGCUCGAUAAAUUCAACAAGCAGCAAUUGCAACAGUCAGAGACGCAGCAAUCGGUGCUGUCCACUGUGCAGCAGGAGAUGGCCGCCAGGCGCAGCAAGCUUAGCUUUAGUCGACAGGACUCGCGUCUGUCUGUCAAGACGCUCAUCGAAAGCAUUGAGAACAACAAGCAGAGCAAGACAGAUGCAGAUGCGGAGUCGCACUACAGCUCAACGUCUAGUUUAAACAGCGGCACACCCGAAACGGGCAACACGCCGGUUAUAUUGCCGCUGAGCAGCGAUUGGCAUGAGAGCCUGCGCUUGCCUGUGCUGCAGAGCAGCAAUUUGCAUGUAAAUAUCAACAACACAGCAGCAGCAGCAGCACAGCAGCCAGCAGCAGCAGCAGCGUCGCCAACAGCAACAAGCACAGCCAAAGCAACUACAACAACAAAUGCAACUACAUCACAGCCCUCCACACCAAACACGCCCAGCGCGCAACAGCAGCCGCCCAGCCUGUCUACGCCAGUGCAGCAAACUCCGCCCAGCAGCAGCAGCAGCAGCAGUAUUAACAACAGCAGCAGUGCGCUUGUCAACAGCCUAAGUUUUGGCAAUGUCUCAAAGUCCUUCAGCAGCGGCGAGCGCAAGGAUCCGCUCAAUAUGCUGGCCAAGAACGGUGGCUCAAAGCGCAAUGCAUUGCUCAAGUGGUGCCAGAACAAAACUGUUGGCUAUCGCAACAUUGACAUCACCAACUUUAGCUCAUCGUGGAACGAUGGCUUGGCAUUCUGCGCCAUUCUACAUUCCUAUUUGCCGGAUCGCAUACCCUACGAUACGCUCAGUCCGGCCAACAAGCGGCGUAACUUUUCACUCGCCUUUGCUGCCGCCGAAUCCGUCGGCAUUGGCACCACGCUGAACAUCAACGACAUGUGUCAGAUUGAGCGACCGGAUUGGACGCAGGUCAUGUCCUAUGUAACAGCGAUCUACAAGUAUUUUGAGACGUAGACGACUCAACCUGAAAACCUUUUGUAUAUUCUUUGUCGCUCUGACUAUUUAUUUUACUAUUUUGGCGAGUCUUUGCUUUAUUAUUUUUUUUUUUAAAUGCCUACUCAUAAAUAUAGUGUUUUUUUUUUAAUAUUGUAUUGUCAUGCUUAAAAAUGUGUGGCAAAUUUUUAAGCAUAUAUUAUUAUAACAGAGUUUAUUUUUAAUACAUAUAACUAGCGAGAAGCAGAGUGGCCGAUUAGCUUUAGCAUAUUAUUUAUUAUAAAAACAAAAAAACUAAAAAAUGAUCAACAACAAAUGUAUU
Molecule: messenger RNA, 4052 nt
Organism: Drosophila busckii
Lineage: Eukaryota; Metazoa; Arthropoda; Insecta; Diptera; Drosophilidae
Product: cytospin-A
Biological process (GO): actin cytoskeleton organization
Cellular component (GO): filamentous actin; microtubule organizing center
Molecular function (GO): protein binding
Source: RefSeq, a predicted model, not a curated record